Camellia sinensis is the source of this 891-nucleotide messenger RNA. NCBI's taxonomy places the organism in Eukaryota, Viridiplantae, Streptophyta, Magnoliopsida, Ericales, Theaceae. The record is from RefSeq and is a predicted model, not a curated record.
AUGGAGGAUCAUUUUGUGAAAUCAAUUGGGCCCUAUGAAGAAAUGGAAUAUAUAGUGGUGGAUUCUGUGGGAAGUGCUGGAGGUCUACUGUCUAUAUGGAGGCCACAAAUCUUUGAGCUUAAGAGUUGUUGCAGUGGUAAAAACUUCAUCAUUUUAUCAGGUACCUCUAGUCCUUCUUUUCAGUGUUCCCUUGUAAAUAUCUAUGCUCCUAAUGAGGUUCUUGGGAGGAGGCAGUUAUGGAAAUCUCUUGUGGGUAUUCAUCAUCAUUUUCCAAAUCCGUGGUGUGUGGGAGGGGAUUUUAAUGAAAUUAGAUUUAUGGGGGAAAGGAAGGGUUGCUUAUCCAGAGAUAGGGGGAUGAAGGAUUUUAAUGAGCUUGUGGAAAAAUUGGAACUAACUGAUAUGCCUCUGCUUGGGAGGCAGUAUACUUGGUUUAAUGCCAUGGAUGGGAACAGGUGGAGGAGGAUCGAUAGAUUUUUGUUAGAUGUGAAGUGGUUGGAAAAAUUUUCAUUUAAGCAUUGGGGUCUCCCAACGUCUAUCUCAGAUCACUGCCCCAUUUUGAUACAGGAAGAUGGCAGGGAUUGGGGACCAAAGCCUUUUAAAUUUAUCAAUGCCUGGUUAUCUCACCCAUCCUUCAUAUCAGAGGUAAAGAAGAGGUGGGAGAAAGCUCAAGUUCAAAGGUGGGCAGGGUUUAGAGUGAUAAGAAAACUAAACCUGCUUAGGAGCCACUUAAGGAUGUGGAACAAGGUUGUGUUUGGUAAUAUUGAUACUCAGUUACAGAAGGCAGAGGAGGAGCUUCAUGAAUGGGAUUUGAAGGCAGAGUCUAGAUCCUCUAGAGGAAGUGGAACUGAUGAGAAGAAGAGAAGUAAGAAGCCAUGUGUGGCAGCUGGGUAG